CUUCCUGUAACUCAGCCGGCAUGAGUGUUUCUGGGUGAAACAUUCUGAGUGUGUCUGCUGGGUGCUGUGAGAGGAGCUCGGCAAGCUCAGAACUCCAGACAUGGAUGUAGUGACCUAUGAUGAUGUGCAUGUGAACUUCACUCGGGAAGAGUGGGCUUUGCUGGAUCCUUCUCAGAAGAGUCUCUAUAAAGAUGUGAUGUUGGAGACCUAUAGGAAUCUCACAGCUAUAGGCCACAUUUUGGAAGACCAUACUAUUGGUGAACAUUUUCCAGGUUCUAGAAGACAUGGAAGGCAUGAAAGAAGUUGUUUUGGAGAGCAACCGUCUGAGAUUGCUCAAUGUGCUAAAGCUUUUGCAUAUCAGAGUCAUACUCAAAGGCAUGAAAGAACUCAUAAUGGACAGAAACCCUAUGCAUGUAACCAGUGUGGUAGAGCCUUUGCCCGUAGCAAUGAUCUCCAACGUCAUAAAAGAACACAUACAGGGGAGAAACCCUAUGAAUGUAACCAAUGUGGUAAAGCCUUUGCUGGAAGCAGUGGUCUCAAUUAUCAUAAAAGAACACAUACAGGGGAGAAACCCUAUGAAUGUAACCAGUGUGGUAAAGCUUUUGCACACGGCAAUGGUCUGGAAUAUCAUAAAAGAACACAUACCGGAGAGAAACCCUAUGAAUGUAACCAAUGUGGUAAAGCCUUUGCACAUAUUAGUGUUCUCCGACAUCAUAAAAGAACACAUACAGGGGAGAAACCCUAUGAAUGUAAGCAAUGUGGUAAAGCCUUUGCACACAGCAGUGGUCUCAAAUAUCAUAAAAGAACACAUACAGGAGAGAAACCCUAUGAAUGUACCCAAUGUGGUAAAGCCUUUGCACAUAGCAAUGUUCUCCAAUAUCAUCAAAGUACACAUACAGGGGGAAAACCCUAUGAAUGUAACCAAUGUGGUAAAGCCUUUGCUGGAAGCAAUGGUCUCAAUUAUCAUAAAAGAACACAUAUAGGGAAGAAACCCUAUGAAUGUAACCAAUGUGGUAAAGCCUUUGCACAAAGCAGUGAUCUCAAAUAUCAUAAAAGAACACAUACUGGGGAGAAACCCUAUGAAUGUAACCAAUGUGGUAAAGCCUUUGCACACAGCAGUGGUCUCAAAUCUCAUAAAAGAACACAUACAGGCGAGAAACCCUAUGAAUGUAACCAAUGUGGUAAAUCCUUUGCUCGAAGCAGUGGUCUCAAAUCUCAUAAAACAACACAUACUGGGGAGAAUCCCUAUGAAUAUAACCAAUGUGGUAAAGCCUUUGCACAUAGCACCGUUCUCCAAAGGCAUAAAAGAAUACAUACAGGGGAGAAACCAUAUUAAUGUAACCAAUCUGAUAAAACCUUUUCACAAAUCAAGCGUCUUAAUACACAUAAAAGAACAUGUAUUUGAGCAAAACCCUGAGUGUAUCUAAUGUGGUGAAGGUUUUUAACACAGCAGUCAUCAUGACAAUCUUAAAAAGACACAUAGAGGAAAGCAAUUUUUGAAUGUGAGCAAUGUGGUUUUAAACCUUUUUCACCAUGCAGUUUCCCCCAAAUAUAUAAAGGACCAUAUACUGGAGGGAAAGUCUGUGAAUAUCAUGAAUGUUAUGAAGCUCUUCGAUGUCCCAAUCAUCUUCAAAUAUAUAAAAGAACUUGUACUGGAGAGAAAUCCUCUGAAUGUAACUAAUGUGGUAAAGCCUUUGCACAAGAGUCGAGUACAUCAAAGGAUACACACUGAAGAGAACACUAUGAAUAUAAGCACUGUGGUAGGCUUUUGCAAGUCACAGUACUCUCCAUGUAAAUAAACGAAGAAACACUCAAGAGAAUCUCUAUGAAUAUCAUCUACGGGAUAGAGCCUUUGUACUUUGCGAUCUGCUUCAAGUACAUAAAAGAAGACAUACAGGAUCGAUGAGAAUGUGCUUGGAGCCCAGCUGGAUGUUGAGGCUGCCCGUUCAGAGAUCCUCAAGUACUUCCAGUCAGUCACCUCCAAUCGGUGGCUCAUGUUCAAAAUCUUCCUCAUCCUCAUUGUCUUCUUCAUCAUCUUUGUGGUCUUCCUUGCCUGAGCCCUCCUCCCUCAUUCUGAGCCACUCCAUGGAGGGCUUGGGACCCUCCUGGGAGGACAGGUGGCCACUAUGGCCACUGAGCCUGUGCAAGGUGAUUGGGAGAAAGGCCAUCUCCUUGGAACUGCUAAGAAUGGCCAGUGUCCCUGAUUUCCUACCCUUGUUUCUGGCCACUCUGUCCUACCCUCAGGCCUAUGAAACACACUGGUUCUGGAUUUGGACUCUGCUGUGAAAUGGCUGGGAACAGAAGCCAGCUAAGGGCCAGUGGGGGAGGUUGUCUCCACCAUGAGAUUUUUAUAAACCCAUACCAGCCUCCCCCUAAGGUAACUGGCAGCAAGAGAAGAUAAUGCCCUUCCUUACCUUCUUGAGAGUGAGGCAAGGAAGUAAAACUAUCCCAGGGACCAACUUUAUCAUCUGGGUCAACUAGAACUUGACUGCCGCCUUCUCCUCACCAUGUGAGGUGAGGGGGCUCUGAGCCCUACAGUUGCCUGCACAAACCUGACCUUGGCUACUGGUGACUCUCAAUCUGCCAAACAUGCUGCAGCCUGUUUCCUCCCAAUUACAGCAAGACUGUCAGCCUCA
This is a messenger RNA of Grammomys surdaster, 2636 nucleotides long. Its product is annotated as zinc finger protein 120-like. Gene Ontology annotation, molecular function: DNA-binding transcription activator activity, RNA polymerase II-specific; RNA polymerase II cis-regulatory region sequence-specific DNA binding. Gene Ontology annotation, cellular component: nucleus. NCBI's taxonomy places the organism in Eukaryota, Metazoa, Chordata, Mammalia, Rodentia, Muridae. The record is from RefSeq and is a predicted model, not a curated record. Bases 101 to 1336 code for a protein of 411 amino acids. Gene Ontology annotation, biological process: regulation of transcription by RNA polymerase II. The transcript has 5 exons.